CGUCUCCGACCGACCCUUCCUCGUAUCCCUAUGUGGAACGGACGCCCCCUUUGCCUCACCAAUUCCUGCCUCAGAACCGGCCGCAGCAACCAACUGCUCAGAACCCGCAAUAUUUACCUCUUCCACUAGACCUCCCAUAGCUCAUUGCGGACCGCGUAUGUGAGGCCGUGGCGGCGCAAAUCGAGGAAGAGGCAAAUGCUAGAGUGGAACACAUCUUCCUAGCAGCAGCGCAGCACAGAUCAGACUCCCGGGCCGCAUCCUAUGGACCUCCCUCCUCAAAUUCUAAUCCAAAUGCAUAUAUGGGACAGGCGUCUCAACAUGAUAUGGUCUCGCAGCAGCCUCGUCGAAGGCGACCAAUACCUCAGUCUCAGCAAUUCAGUGGAAACCACGUGCCAUUUGCGGGACCUUACACUCCCCAACCGUUGUUCUCAAAUCAAACUUCCCAGUCACCGGAGGCUCAAUCUUGGGAACCACGAGACUCACAGGCGCAAGCCAUGCCACCGCCAACGGUCCACUCGACUCGUGCUCAGCCAAGGCGUUCGAUUCAAGAAGCUCCCGUUUCUAUCCCCGUCUCCCGCACACGCAUUGCUAGACCCCUAGCUCCAGGUCAGCGGGACCCCGAACUCGAGGAGCUCGACCAGCUCGACCGUAAGGCUUACGCCAAAGCCCAGCGCAGCAGGUACUUCGAGCCGACACCGUGUGGCAAAUACGUGCCACAGUGGACAGAGUAUGGAUCAGACAGCCAGGGUAGCCUUUCCCGUUAUGCUGUGCCCCAGAGGAGUGCUACGGGCUGUGUAAGGCGACCUUCGGUAGGCAAGAGAUGUACCCACACGCCGACGGUGGAUGCCGAUGGAAGCACGAAAUCGAGUGGAAAGACCUACGGUUUCUCAUCUCGAGUGGGAGGGUGUCGCUUCCGCGGGCGAGGCUCCUCAUGAAGAACUGGGAAACUCCCGACGCGCCGAAUAUGGCGCACGAAGCUUUCCUGCGGAUGUGGAUAAUUCGAGGGAAACUGGGAGAUGGACCGGUGGGGCAGUCUCU
This is a messenger RNA of Trematosphaeria pertusa, 1038 nucleotides long. RefSeq lists its product as uncharacterized. The transcript has 2 exons. The coding region runs from base 300 to 935 and encodes 211 amino acids. NCBI's taxonomy places the organism in Eukaryota, Fungi, Ascomycota, Dothideomycetes, Pleosporales, Trematosphaeriaceae. The record is from RefSeq and is a predicted model, not a curated record.